UUUGUGAUUGCACACAGGUCCAGCGCGAGAAGCAGAACUAUAUAUUCAGAGCUCUCGCGGUAUUAGAGACUCUACAGCAGCUGUGAGUUUUAGUUCCCCGUUUAUUUGUGGAGUGCUUGAGAACAUGACGGAGGCUGAGCUGUACUCGGUGCAUAAGGGUGUGUACGUGCCGACGCAUUUACACCCUCCAGAGAGUCUGAAACACUGCGAGGAGUUCACUUUCCGUCCAGACGACAUCCUGAUCGUCACUUACCCCAAAUCCGGCACAACAUGGAUGCAGGAGGUGGUUCCUCUGAUCGUGAGCGAGGGUGAUUUGACUCCGGUGCUGACGGUGCCAAACUGGGACCGAGUGCCAUGGCUGGAGGAACAUCGGGCGAUCCUUCUCAAUCUGGAGCAGAGAGCUUCUCCACGCAUCUUUGCAACUCACUUCCAUCACCACAUGAUGAACGAGUCUUACUUCAAAACAAAGCCCAGGGUUCUUUAUGUCAUGCGUAACCCCAAAGACGUGUUCACAUCCUCGUAUCACUACUAUGGAAUGGCCUCAUACCUGGUGAAUCCAGGAACCCCAGACGAGUUCAUGGAGAAGUUCCUCGAUGGAAAAAUCAUGUUCGGCUCCUGGUUUGAUCAUGUGAAAAGCUGGAUUAAUGCUGAAGAGAAGGAAUCCAUAUUGUAUAUUUUCUACGAGGAGAUGAUUGCUGAUCUGAAAGGAUCUGUGGAGAAAAUUGCCAAGUUUCUUGGUAAAUCGCUGAGUCCAGAUGUGACGGAGAAGAUCGCUGACCACUGCGUCUUCAAGAACAUGAAACAAAACAAAAUGUCCAACUUCUCUCUGGUUCCAGAGGAAUACAUGGAUCAGAAGAAAUCUGAGUUCCUGAGGAAAGGAAUUGCUGGUGACUGGAAGAAUCUGUUCACUGAAGCCCAAGAGCAACGGUUUAAUGCUGUAUACAAGGACAAGAUGAAAGAUGUGACAUUCAAGUUUAUGUGGGACUGAAAACAUAAUCGUACUUGCAUUUAAUAAGUGCAGACAGGUCUAUAACCUGCUCUGUGUGUGAUAUUUACAUGUUAUUUGGUUUAACGGUUGAUUUUAUAUAUAUAUAUAUAUAUAUAUAUAUAUGUGUAUAUAUGUAUAUAAAAAAUAUACUUUUAUAUUUUAUAUAACUGUUUUUAUAACAAAAUGUUUGUGUACAACUGUAAUACAUGUGAUUACUACUUUAUAUAGCAUAUAUAAUAUAUAGAAAUCAGUUUGAUUAUAUAAAAAUAUUGCUUUUGUUGUAUGUAUUUGUAUUUUUAAGUCUAAUAACUGCAUAGUUUAUACACAGUGUUGUCAAUUUAAGUAAAAAAAGUAAUUAUUACUAGCUACUAA
Carassius gibelio (silver crucian carp) is the source of this 1360-nucleotide messenger RNA. RefSeq names its product sulfotransferase 2B1. Gene Ontology annotation, cellular component: cytoplasm. NCBI's taxonomy places the organism in Eukaryota, Metazoa, Chordata, Actinopteri, Cypriniformes, Cyprinidae. The transcript has 6 exons. The coding region runs from base 125 to 988 and encodes 287 amino acids. Gene Ontology annotation, molecular function: sulfotransferase activity. The record is from RefSeq and is a predicted model, not a curated record. Gene Ontology annotation, biological process: sulfation.